This is a messenger RNA of Acinonyx jubatus (cheetah), 7707 nucleotides long. It is a transcript of the gene AKAP5, whose product is annotated as A-kinase anchoring protein 5. Gene Ontology annotation, biological process: positive regulation of adenylate cyclase activity. The transcript is spliced from 3 exons. Bases 2114 to 3403 code for a protein of 429 amino acids. Lineage: Eukaryota; Metazoa; Chordata; Mammalia; Carnivora; Felidae. Gene Ontology annotation, molecular function: adenylate cyclase binding; calmodulin binding; protein kinase A regulatory subunit binding. Gene Ontology annotation, cellular component: plasma membrane; excitatory synapse; dendrite membrane. The record is from RefSeq and is a predicted model, not a curated record.
GUGGUACAGGUUGGGGAUGAGUUAUUUGAAAUAUACCUUAAAGAAAUCUUCCCUUCAAAUACAAAAUCAAUUUACUUCAACCUUUUACCAGUUCCCUUCCACUAGUCUUUUUUUUUUCAAGAAAAGUAAGUGAUAAAAGAUCUACAAGUCAUUAAAGUGGAUUUUGUUGUUUUUAACCUGUCCCUUAUUUUAUUUCCAACUCCUGCCUAAUAAGACAGCUCUCCUACCUGUCUUCAUCUGGAUAAGCUCAUCUUAUUUUUGCCUGAAAUUGUUGUAAAUGCCUAUGUCUAGUAGAUUUGGGGAAAUUUGGAUCUCAAUGAGUAAUAGCAUCUCAGUUGUUUAUGAGUGCUAUGGAUUUCUUUUGGCUUGUUUAAAGAUCAAAAGUGUCAGCAAGGUUAACAACCCAUCUGGGAAUAUAAACGGCAUUUUCACAGGCUGGUGUGGCUGUCUGCACAAAGAUAAACUGAAUUCUUAAUUACCACUAAAGUAGAUGCUAAUGGAUUUUCCUGUUUUACAGCUUUCAUCUCUAACUUUACCUGUAAGUUUAAGACCCCGACAACUUAGAUUCGGCUUUGCUGUUGGGUCCUCAUGUUUCUUUCUUAAGUCUCAGUGACAGCUACAGAAUCUCACAAAGGUUCUUCAUCUGGACGGUGUCCCGGGGAGGGCCCCUGAGGAGCCCAGAACUGUAACCCCGGGAGGACCUCACUGCUGGAACUCCCAGGAAUGCCCGGGUAGGUACUGGUAAUCCUGAAGCCCUCACACCUAAGCCCUCACAGCAUCACCUCAUUGGUUAAUGAAACCGAUGCGCUAAGUGUACAAAUAAAUGCUUGCGGUUUCACUACGCUAGUAACCGAUUUAGACAAAGACCCAGAAAACGUAUAAAAAUACACAACCUAGCCAUCCAGUCAGGAAGGAGGGUAGAUGUUGCCUGUGCCCUUUGCUCUGAUUGGGACUGGAAUCGUGAGGAAAGCAAUCUCCUGAUCCCCACUCCCGCUUAAUCGAGAGGGACAAGAUUAAGCAGACAUUGUAAAUACGUAAGGUAUAAAAGAUGGAUGGGGCCGGGUUCCUGUGCCCUGACCUCCUCCGCACACAGAUUGUAUCACCUCCACCUGGCCCCCUAGACUAGGGAGAUUAGGGUCUGUCUAGGUCUUGGGCCUCAGAGUCCGUUUGGCAAUGAACCAUAAUAACACCGUUGCACCCAAAGCCACUCCUAGGAUAGCUGGUGUGUGUGUGUGUGUGUGUGUGUGUGUGUGUGUGUGUGUGUGUGUGUUUUGUUCUGUUGGGUUUUUUUUUUUUGUCUCAAUUCAUAUACGUAAUUUUCUCUCCAAACGAGCUCUCACCGUGCACAGUUUUGAAUCCUUUCAAAAUGUAUCUGCUGUGUCUUUAAAUAUUUGGUGUGUCGAGGGGGCUUCGAUGGCAGCGCCCAUAAUUUAAAGCCAGAUUUUGCUACUUUGCAUCUUAGGAGGUGCGGGGCUCACUCCCCCUGUCCCCACCCCAUCUGCGGGUGGUCCCCCGCCCCGGGCCGGACGGGGUCGCGCGGCGGGAACUCGCGCGGGAGCUCGAAGCGCCGGGUGCGCUCCCACGCGGCGGGGGGGAGCGUCUCGCACGCCGCGCCCCCGCCCCCGCCCGCCCUGGCCCCGCCCCGCGCCCGCCCGCCCGCCCUCCCGGCGCGCAUUGGAGCCGCAGGCUGUCGCUCCCCCCUCUCUGGGGAGGGGGCGCCGCGGGUUGCGGUCCCACUGCAGAGGGUUGUUCAGUGCGGGUACGACCGAGGCUUCCCGGCCUCCUGGGCGCCCGGCCCCGCGAGCCGCCCCCUGACCUCGGCAGCAGGGUCGCCGGGGACCCCCGCACCCUCGGUUGAUCCUUAAAUAAAAUAAAAAUCUAUCCCGUAAAGGGCUUUCAUGAAGAAAUUAAAGAGAGGAAAUUACAAGUAAUAGAGAAACUAGGAGUUGUACACUGGAGAAGCCACCUAAAAUAACUGGAGUAAGACAAAACGAGUGAAUACAUCUGGAAGAAAUUUUAUUUAGUAUGGUAUUUUUGCCCACUUUUUGGUCAUAAAGGCCGCUAAGGAAGAAAGAAUAUAGUUUUCUAGAGAAAGAACGAGUGUAAUGUAAAAAUGGAAGCCACAGUUUCUGAAAUUCAAGUCGAAAGCAAGGAUGAGAAGAGACCAACAGAAGUCAGUCCUCAAGACGAGCGGCAGGAGGAAAAAGCAUCAGUGCUUUGCUUCAAGAGAAGAAAGAAAGCAGCCAAAGAGAUGAAGCCCAAAGCUAGCUCUAAAGCUGCUGGUGCAGCAAGAACGGGUCCCCCAGAGGCGGGAGCUUCUGAUCAGCCCCAGGCCCCAGUGGGGGCCUGGGCGUCAAUCAAACGUCUUGUAACACACAGGAAAAGGUCAGAAGCUUCAAAGCAGCAAAAGCCCUUUGAGGCUAAAGUGCAACCUGAAAUCAGUGCCGAGGAUGCUGAUCUUUCUAGGAAAAAGGCAAAAUCCAGACUCAAGAUUCCCUGCAUAAAAUUCUCAAAACGAGAGAAAAGAAGUAAUCAUUCUAAAAUUAUAGAAGACUCCGACUGCAGCCUCAGAGUCCAGGGAGAGGCUGAACGUUUGGAUACGGAAGCUCCGACCCAAUCCGACGAGCAGGCAACCACGCCCAAGUUGCCCCAGGAUGUGAGUAAAGCUGUCUCACAGAAAGGGGGCGAUGAGGUCUGUGAGCCAAACGGGAGCCACAGCACAACGGCACCUGGGGAAAAAGUGAUUGCAGUAGAACUUGGGUUAGACACGGGGCAUUCUGCCAUUCACACAGGAACUCUAGUCAUUGAACGAGAUACUGAAACAACUGAGGAAAAACAAAGCGUUCAACCCCAGCAAGCAAGCCCACUUGAACCUUCAGAAACACAACAGCAACCCCCUUUGGUUUCUGAUGUUCCUCCCUCACCUGCAGUCCCAGAUCAGCAAAUUGUGGAAGAAGCCAAAAGCAAUAUCCUAGAAAGUGGACCAAAUUGGAAACAGCACGAAAGUGGAGAGAUUGUUGCUGAAGAGAGUGAGCCAAAAGAUACUGAACUGAGCCAGGAAUCAGAGCUUAGAGGAAAUGAGGUCACUGCAGAGAAACCAAAACCAGAAGAAAGCAAAAGAAUGGAGCCAAUUGCUAUUAUUAUUACAGACACUGAAAUCAGUGAAUUUGAUGUUAAGAAAUCUAAAAAUGUCCCUAAGCAAUUCUUAAUUUCAAUUGAAAACGAGCAAAUAGGGGUUUUUGCUAAUGAUAGUGGUUUUGAGGGUAGAACUUCAGAACAAUACGAAACACUCUUAAAAGAAACGGCUUCUUCUCUUGUCAAGAAUGCUAUUCAGUUGUCUAUAGAACAGCUGAUUAAUGAAAUGGCCUCUGAUGAUAAUAAAAUAAACAAUCUUCUGCAGUGACUUAAUUUCCAAAUCAUGGGAGGAAAAGAAAAAAAGCUUAAUGCUGAAUUAUUUUACAUACUUGCGGCAUUUCUUUUUCAGUAACAAAUGAGGGAUUUAUCAUCUGUGGAAUUUAAAGGUACAGUUCCAAUCCAGAAGUGCUAAAGAAUUACGUUUAUAAAACCCUUUCUCCCCCUGAGAUGUAGUCACUUCUGGAUCAGAGGAAGCCCAUACAGAUUGCAAUGCACAGUGACAUACAGGGAGGUGUGAAAAUGAUAUGUGGAGAUUGGGGUACUUGGGGGAAGGAAGCUGUAUUAAUUGAGCACUUAUGGGAUGACAUAAACUCUUUACUGUUCUCUGAUGUCACAAAGCCUGGUUUCCCUUUGAUAGUUCGAUCCUGUGUAUAGGUUAACAUCACAUUCGAUUUUCAAAGCUUCCCCCCCCCCCCCACAGUGCACUUUUAUAUUUAAAAUGGUGAAGAAGGUGAGCUAUUUUUGUCAAUGUGUGAUUUAUAGUUGUUACACUCAUAGGCAGUAGUCUUACCUCAAAAAAAUAUUGCCUUUUCUUAGUUUCAGCAGAAUGUGCAUAUUUGAAUUAAACAUGAGUGUUUUUCUAGUCCUGCUUAAAUACUGUACACAAGCCAUUCACAAUUUACUUCAGACAGACAAAUAAUUACCAAGUGCAAAGGUGUAGAAACAGGCAGGGCAUCUUCGCUCUCCAUCUUCUGCCUCCAGCAGACCUGUAUAAAUCCAUUUCUGCAUGGGGUCGUCUACUGAAAAGCUUAAAAACAAAACCUGCAAAGCUAAGCAACAGCAACAGUAGCAACAAAAAGUGAGAUCAUUGUUUUCCAUCCAGGGGAAGGCAAACUGCCCGAGUAACAAAUUAUCACAGAUAACAUAGGAUUCAUCUUGCAGGAUUGCUUCUCUAGAGCCCGUAUUCAUCAACCUCUCCUCAAAGAGGGAACGUGAAUUCAAAGCCUGCCUGGCAGUGAAAGUACUAGGAAAUCAUAAUAACCUGGUGAAAAUAUUGUCCAUUCUUGACCAAGAAGGAGCCAAGUACAUAGUUGAAUAGAAAAAGUAAAAAGUUACUGCUAAAGCACAUUGUAUUUUAAAUGUCAGUAUUCUCUCAUUGUGCCUCUGUGUCGAGAUACCAGUAACAAACAUUUUACAUGGAUUUUGAAAAAUAACUUUUUCAUCAGUAUUUCCAGUCCAGCUAAUCCCUUACAGAAAAAAAUGAACUUAAUGUAACCAUAAGGGCUUAUUUGCAUUUUAUUCGGUUAUUUAAAUCAUCGAUCUCAUUAAUAAUUACCAUAUUUUUUGAAAAAGUAAUUACAUUUCAAUCUUUCCUUGUGUGAAAUGGCCAUAAUACUACAAUACACUUCCCUACCUCACAGGUAAAGGUUCAAACUGUAGAGUCCCCCACUGUCUAAGUGGCGGCAUUACUCUGAAAGUGGAUGAAGUAUGAAGAGCUCUCCAUUUGAGUUGUAAGGUAUUUGUUAAAGAAUAUUUGUACAUUCUUGGGGAAAAGAGUGUACAUUGGAUGAUUGUAAAUGAUCUAGGUGACUUCCAGCAUUAUUACGUAUAGAAAGUAUGUGCUAAUUUGAUCUAUAGAACCUUCUUUGUUUCUUGCUGUGAGUACAUCUUGAGACCUCUGGCAGAAAAACCUAAUCUGACUUUGGAACUGAACCAAAUAAUGGAUAUUAUUAGCAAGAUUCUUUCCUGAGGUGCAAAAUUAUCCCCCCAGACUUUCCUACCUUCAUGCCUAUAACUUUGGGACCAGAAACCCACAAAAAUCCUUCAAUUUAGCAAUGUGAGCGUGGAUUUUCAAAACACAUGACCCAAGAAAUGAAUUUCUUUUAGUGUACAAUUUUUAAACAUUUAAAAAAGACUGCUAAGUCAUUCUCCCUAAAACUACUCUUUUUCAUUCACUCUCUGUGGUGCUAAUGGGCUUGGAUGGCUACCAGCAAAUAUCAGAUCAUAUUUAAAAGUGAACAGUUGUUAAAAACCUGAUCAAAGUUGGUGCAUCUUAACUGUUUUGAAGAAUCCUGUCUUCAUUUACUGCCAGAAUGGCUCAAGCCAAUAUACUUGCAUUGUAAACUUUUUAGUAAUCUCUCAUGAAUGAGCACAGAGCACAGCACUUACCAGUGAUUGAAAAUAUUUUGGAAGGCUUAGGCAUAUUUAUUUGGGAGUUUUAAAAACAGAUACAAGAUAAAUAUGUGUUAUUAUUUUUGUUAAAAUAGCACUUUCUCUAGUCCUAGGUUUCUACCUUUUUUUUUCCCACUAUGGUUUGAUAUAUAUUUUUGGUUAGAAUGUAUUAUAAUUGAUUGUUUCUGUGGUAAGAUGUGUAACUCCACUUGCAUUCAUCUUAAUUGGUUUUUCCUUAAUCUUUCCUACUGAGAAUAUCUGGGGAGUUAAAUAAGUAGGAUUCCAGUUUGAAAAAGGAAUCCAGAAAUUAAUUGGUCUCCAUCUAAAUAUACCUGCCACAUGGCCAGAUCCUAUUAAAAGGAAUUCUAAGGUGAUCCAAACUGUAUUGUUAUAGACAUAAGCAGGAGUCACAUAACUUGGAAGUCUCUUAUAAAAUAUGUUUCAUUUCAAUAGUGUUUAUUUUAAGCAAUUCGACCUUAUAUGCGAGACAUUAAAUGAAUUUAAGUAGGUUCCUAUUCAAUUCAUAUCCAUUUGACAUGAUUAAAAUGAUCAUUUAAAAGGCAAUUCAAUGACACUACAUUAAUUUUCACUUAAAUAUGCUGUGGUAUAAAUGCUGCUUUUAAUGAACACUUAUUAAUUAGUUGGGAUUCAGUUUGUGUUUGAGUUUAGGAUUUUACAAGGUGGGUUGGUUUAUUGGAUGCUUAUUAAUUUUUUCGGCACAUUAUCUUCCCCCUUCUAAGAGUCCAGUAUUAUUCAGUUCGCUUUACAACCCAGUGAAUAUGAAAACCCUCUUCUAUUUUCUCUAGCACUAUUCACUUAACAUUUUCUCAAAGUACUUUAUAGGGUAUAAAAAUAGUACUGGGUAAUAUCUAAGUGAAGGUAGCAGAAAACAAAAGAACUUUCAAACAGAAAUUAUGUUCCCUGCCUCCUCCUCCACCUCAAAGAAUAAUAAGCAUGUGGCACAAAUGGAGUUCUUCAGAAAAGCUGUCUGCAUAAUUUUCUUUCAAGGCAAUUUCAAGGCAUUUGACAGCACGAAGUUUGUGAUGAUCUUAAUUGGUCUACUAUUUAGUGGAGUCUAAGAAACUCUGAUUUAUUUCUGAGAGAUUAUCUUAUUUCACGAGUAUCUGUGAAAAGCCUUACUGCUAAAGGCCAUUAGUCAUGGGAGGGCACCAGUCAAAUCUGGCUUUUGCAUGCAAUCCAGAGUUAACUUCAUAAAUGUUUAACUUCAAGUUGCCUUAUUUUUUAUAGUUAUGAGUUCAUUUGUGGGGGUGGGGGGUUUCCAGCAGAAUUUUUAAAAUAAUUGUUAGGCUUUAGAACCCCAUUGUUUGGAAAGAUCCUUUUAAUCUCAACUUUAUUCAGAUAUGUAAAGUCUUUCUAAUCUCAUCUGAUACUCAAUACAUCAGGGGUUGACUUUUCUGCCUGCCAUUUCUGAAAAAAAAAUUUUUUUAAGACCUCAUUUAUGGUUUCAGGUUCUUUAGGUUCAAAUUCCUAUGAUGUUUCAUCCUGUAACAUAAAGUUUCUUAUUAUGCAGAAUUCAAUCAAUAGUACAUUUUAUGAUACACUUUUGAAAAAAAGUUCUUGCAAUCCUUAUUUAGUUACAAAAAUUAAACAGAAGGAAGCUCCAUGAAAUUUAGAUGUCCUGAUUAAAUUCAGUUUGGUUCAACAUGUGUUGGGUAUAACAUAUGCCCAACACUGUUUGGUGAAGAAGACGGGCUCCCAGCCCUCCAAGAGCUCAAGCCAGGCAACAGCAACCACAGGAACUGGGGCAGGGAUUAGGGCAAAGAGCCACAGGCAAUGCAGCACCAUGAGUGCCAUAGAGGGGAGAAUAAAGAGACACUGGUUAAUUUGCCCAGUGUGGGGAGGCGGUCAUCUAAAUACAGGGACAGUUUGAAAGCAUUCAGUUUCUAAAUAGUUACACAGUUAUAUUCAUUAUGAUUUGUGAACAGGUGCAGAAAAAAGCCUGCAUAAUGUUACAUAUUUAUAGUAGUUCUUUGUCUGUAAAAAUGUUAAGUGGAUGAGCUAUUAUGAAAGUAAAAGUUCCAUUUUGUAUUUCUCAUUAAAAUUAGUACUAUAGGACUGUGGAUCAGAUGCUAAUAUUAAAGAAAUACUCUGUAGAAAAAAGGUUUUAACCUGAAUUAAUAUAUGUACUGACUAUUAAUAUAGAAUAAAUGUUAUAUUGGC